AUGUACAAGGAGGAUCUCAGGAGCAUGACUGAAGAGAAUAUAACCGGCAAUGCAUCCUUCUCUGCCUUCCCUCACACCAGUACUGCAAGGGCCAUAUUGAUUACAGCCUACUCAGUCGCAUUUGCUGGAGGUGGGAUUGGAUCCGUCGCAAUGUCAUUUGUGCUAGUCAAGAUGAACACUCUGUCUGUGACCACUACAGCAAUUAUUAACCUGGUUGUGGUGCAUGGUCUUCUUCUCCUGACCGUGCCCUUCCGGUUGCACUACUACAUCAACAAAGAGUGGAUUUUUAAGAUGCCAUUUUGUAAAAUAGUGAGUGCAAUGGUGCAUAUCCACAUGCUCCUGACUUUCCUAUUCUACGUGAUCACGCUGGUGAUUCGGUGGCUUGUAUUCUUUCAAUGGAAGGAUAAGGUGGAGUUUUACAGGAAGCUGCAUGCUAUAGCAGCAAGUGCUACCGUGUGGGUUGUGGUCAUCAUCUUUUUGGUGCCUGUCUUCUGUGUUGAAUAUGGACGCUCAGGGACAUACAAUGAGAAAACAUGCUUUAAGUUCCACAAAGAGCUGCAACAGGAUAGUGUGAAAGGCCUGAACUAUACCAUAAUUGUGGCUAUAGCCUGCAUUACUUGUGUCCUCCUGGGUUUGCAGAUUUUCAUUCUGGUCAAGGUGGCGAGAAAAUUUUCCUUCUCCCUAUGGUCACAUCAAGAGUUCUUGGCUCAGGUGAAAAACCUAAUUUUCAUCUGUGUUAUCAUAAUUUGUUUCCUUCCCUAUCACCUCUUUAGGGUCUACUAUAUACAGCAUGUGAAUGACUAUAACCAGUUAGAAAGCUACAAUGAAAUAUUUUUGAGUCUGACCUCCCUCAGCUGUCUAGACUUGUUGUCAUUUGUGCUGAGCGGAAGCCGUCUCUUUAAGCAAAAGGUUGCUGUGCUAGCCAGCAGGUUGACUUGCUGUUAG
Messenger RNA from Tinamus guttatus (white-throated tinamou), 945 nucleotides. RefSeq names its product putative G protein-coupled receptor 141. Gene Ontology annotation, biological process: G protein-coupled receptor signaling pathway. Gene Ontology annotation, cellular component: membrane. The record is from RefSeq and is a predicted model, not a curated record. Lineage: Eukaryota; Metazoa; Chordata; Aves; Tinamiformes; Tinamidae. Gene Ontology annotation, molecular function: G protein-coupled receptor activity; oxysterol binding.